Molecule: messenger RNA, 1509 nt
Organism: Coffea eugenioides
Lineage: Eukaryota; Viridiplantae; Streptophyta; Magnoliopsida; Gentianales; Rubiaceae
Exons: 10
Coding region: 196-1119 (307 amino acids)
Biological process (GO): lipid metabolic process
Cellular component (GO): membrane
Molecular function (GO): oxidoreductase activity, acting on the CH-CH group of donors
Source: RefSeq, a predicted model, not a curated record
CAGGCCACGGACGACUUACAUUCAAAUUGAUGAACUUACUCGAAUUAACAAACAGAAAAACGAUAAGGAGCCAAUUGGAUUGCAUUCGCAGCAGCCUGUGCAUUGUCCAAGGCUUCCAAAAAGCUGGUCUUUUGUUGCUUGCGGGAGAGCGGGAAAGCUUGCAACUGCUAGAAGGAACACAAUCUUCGUAUCAUCAUGGGAACCGUUAUCGACUCCCAUUUCUUGGCCUUCACUGCCAUUGUUACCGUGGGUUAUCAGUUUUUCUUCUUCAUAAUCACAUCCCUUUUGAGAUUUGAUAAGGUUACUGACUUUGCUGGAAGCUCAAAUUUUGUUAUACUUGCUGUAUUGACUUUGGUUUUAAAGGGUUCAUGGCAUUUUCGUCAGGUGAUUUUGUCUGUGCUUGCAGUCUUAUGGGGCCUUCGGCUGGCCCUGUUUCUACUAAUGAGGAUAUUGCAAUGGGGGGAGGACAGGCGCUUUGAUGAAAUGCGUAAUAAUUUGGGCAAGUUGGCAGUUUUUUGGACAUUUCAGGCUGUUUGGGUGUGGACUGUGAGUUUACCAGUGACAAUUGUGAAUGCAAGUGACAGAGAUCCAUCCCUUGAAGCUAGAGACGUCAUUGGGUGGAUUAUGUGGUCUGUAGGGAUUUUAAUUGAAGCAACAGCUGACCAACAAAAGUUGACAUACAAAAACAACCCAGAAAACAGGGGGAGAUGGUGUAAUGUUGGAGUGUGGAAAUACUCUCGUCAUCCAAAUUACUUUGGCGAGAUCCUAUUAUGGUGGGGAAUUUUUGUAGCUUCUACACCUGUUUUAAAAGGUGCUGAGUGGCUUGUCAUCUUUGGACCAAUAUUCCUUACACUGUUGCUUCUUUUUCUCAGCGGCAUACCAUUACUUGAGGACUCUGCAGAUAAGAAAUUUGGUGGUGUGGCUGCAUAUAGGCACUAUAAGAAAACGACAAGCCCUCUCAUUCCGCUUCCCCCUGCAUUAUAUGGGAAUUUGCCUAUAUGGAUCAAAGCAACGUUUCUCUUUGAGUUUCCUUUCUAUAGUCGCAGUCUUCCAAAAGAAGAGCUGAGCUGGCGUAGAACAAGCAAUCGAGGGGGAAAUGCUGAGGGGAAGAUGGAUUGAUCUCGCGUUGACUUGUUUUUUAACUUUUCUCGGUUGAUCCACCGGCAUACACACAAACGUGCUUCCAAUCCAGCAUCGUCUCUGUUCCAGGAUAAACGUGCUUCGUUUUAACUUUUCUACUCUCCUCCUCCAUAUUUACAGGAUAAACUUGUAUCCAGUGUAAAUAUCAUUGAACUAGAACUCUUUAGUUGUUUUUUUACAUGUUGGCAAAAUCCAAUUUACACCUGGUGAGUAUUCUGCAAUUCUUGACGGCUGACCCCUCUCCUGAACUCUGCUUACCGGAGGAACACUUGGUCUGGGUACCUGUGAACCGGUAACAGGCUUUUGUAGAGGUUUUAGAGCAGCCAUAAUCUCAGCAAACGAAGGUCAUAUAUAUACAUAUUAUGUAAA